AGCAAUUGCACUAAAAUCCAGGAAUCAAAACAGCUGUUUGAGGAUUUAUACCAGCCUAAAGAGCCAAGAUAAACUGUGAAAUAAAAAAGUGCAACAACGUUAUUAGAAGAUGUCGGCAGGAGUUGCAAUCAAAAAAAGAUCCAAAGUACCUGGUGUUAUUAUCACACAAUAUGUGGAAGAAAUACCACCUGGAAAAAGUACUCCAGAUUUCAUCAAGAAACCCAUGGCUAUAAACAUUCAGGAAGGUAAAUCAGCCACUUUCAAAGCAGUGCUGACAGGAGAGCCAGAACCCACCAUCACAUGGGCACGUAAUAAAGGAGAUCUCUCUGAUCCAGAGAAAUACAAUACAAGAUAUGAUAAAAAGGCUGGAGAAUACAUAUUAGAGAUAUUAAAUGUAACAGCUAAUGAGGGAGAUACAUACAAGUGUUUUGCUACAAACACAUUUGGAAAAGCUGUUUGUACGGCUACACUUAAGGUUAGCGAAGCUGGAUUGGGGAAAAACAGGACAGAACAAAAUGAACCUGAAGACUUCAGGAAAAUGCUGAAGAAAACUGUAGUUGUGAAAAAGGUUAAAGAAAAACCCAAGAAAGAGGGAGAAGUUGAUCCAAAAUUUUGGGAGGUGUUAUUAAGUGCCCAUAAAAAAGACUAUGAGCGCAUUUGUCGUGAGUUUGGAAUCACCGAUUUCCGGUGGAUGCUGAAAAUACUUAACAAGUUAAAGAAGGAGAGAGAGGAAGAACAGUCAAAGUAUGUUGAAAAGAUUGAAAGUAUGAAACCAAUAGUGAUUAAACCAAGUGGAAAGGCUGAAUUUGAACUUGAAAUGCAGCUGAAGAAUCCCAGUAGCAAAAUUUAUCUUUACAAGAAUGGUGAAUUGGUUAAUUAUGGUGAUGGCACAGAUAAGUCUUUUAAAUACAAUUUGAAGAAAGUUGGGGAUAAAUAUACAUUUAGCAUUAAUAAUGUUGCCCCAGAAGAUUUAGGCCUCUAUCAAGUGAAUGUUGAAGAUGCAAACAUGUUUACAACUGAAUUAGAGAUUCCUGAUGUGGAAAUUGAUGGCACUCUCAAAGAUGUUAGAGUGUCCAAAGGAAAAGAUGCUACAUUUCAAUGUGUAUUAUCUAGUCCUGUGUCAAAACUUGCCUGGUUUGCCAAUGAUAAAUUAAUUGAGGCAGAUGAUAAAUACGACAUAACAGUGUCAGAAGACAUGCUUACUCACAAACUAGUAGUGAGGAACUGUGGACCAGUGGACAAUGCUACAUACACAGUUACUGCUGGACUUAAAUCAUCCAAAGCAGCGCUAAAUGUGAAAGGACAAAAUGAACCUGAAGACUUUAGAAAAAUGCUGAAAAAAACUGGGGUUGUGAAAAAGGUUAAACAAAAACCCAAGAAAGAAGGAGAGGUUGACCCAGUGUUUUGGGAGAAGUUAUUAAGUGCUCAAAAGAAAGACUAUGAGCGCAUUUGCCGUGAGUUUGGGAUCACUGAUUUCCGAUGGAUGCUGAAAAAACUUAACCAGAUGAAGAAAGAGAGAGAGGAAGAACAGGCAAAGUAUGUUGAAAAGGUUGGAAAAAUGAAACCAAUAGAGGUCAAACCAAGUCGAAAAGCACAAUUUGAACUUCACAUGAAGCUCAAGAAUCCCAAGAGCAAAAUCUCCCUCUACAAGAAUGGCGAAUUGGUUAAUUAUGGUGAUGGCACUGAUAAGUCCUUUAAAUACAAUUUGAAGAAAGUUGGGGAUAAAUAUACGUUUAGCAUUAAUAAUGUUUCCCCAGAAGAUUCAGGCCUCUAUCAAGUGGAUGUUGAAGAUGCAACAAUGUUUACAACUGAUUUAGAGAUUCCUGAUGUGGAAAUUGAUGGCACUCUCAAAGAUGUCACAGUGGACAAAGGAAAAGAUGCUACAUUUGAAUGUGUAUUAUCUAGUCCUGUGUCACAACUUUCCUGGUUUGCCAAUGAUGAAUCAAUUGAGGCAAAUGAUAAAUAUGACAUAACAGUGUCAGAAGACAUGCUUACUCACAAACUAGUAGUGAAGAACUGUGGACCAGUGGACAAUGCUGCAUACACAGUUACUGCUGGAAUCAAGUCAUCCAAAGCAGCGCUAAAUGUGAAAGAUGAUCCGAAUUCCCUCCAUAAGGACAAUGCUGAUCAGUUGGGUAAGGAGCAGGCCAAGAAACUGGAUGGCAGAACAAUGAAAGGAGCUGGUAAUGGUGGAUCCAGCCUGGACGAUGUGAUUGGAAGAGAUGGAAUAAUGGGAGGUGGAACUGGGCAAGAGGGAAAGGGAAGCGGCAAAAUGGGGAAAGAUGGGUUUGGUGAACAUGAACUACUGGGAGAUAGUUCAGGCAAAGAUGCAUCAGGAAAGGACGGAUUAUCAGAUCUUGGAUCAGGAAAAGAUGGACAAUCAGGUGAUAGAUCAGUAAAAGGUGGUUCAGGUAAAGGUGAAGUACCUGGAGCAGGUGGCGAUAUGACAUAUGGAGAUGGAACUGGAGAAACUAAGGAUAAAAAGCAACUUGGAUUUGGUCAGUUGGUCCCUGACACUAACAAGGAACCAGAAGUCCACUUUGUUAGUGGAUUGUCUGCUACUUCGGCCAAUAUUGGAGAAACUGCAGAAUUGUUUUGCACACUCAGCAAUAAGGGCUGUGAUGGAAUAUGGUACAAAGACGGUCAAAAGUUGGAAUCAACAAAUGGGAUAACUAUUUCCAAAGAAGGGGCCCUUCAUAAACUAACAAUAAAGAAUUGUCAGGAGGGAAAUGAAGGGGUGUAUAAAUUUGAAGCAGAAGGACGUAAAUCAGAAGCCAUGUUAUUUAUUGAAGAGCCACCAAAAAUCGAUGCAGAUGCCAUGGAUAAGUUCUCAGAACCUGUUGUCAUAAGAUCUGGUGAGAAUGCAAUAUUCAAGCUUCCGUUUUCAGGAAAGGAUCCAAUGAAAGUGCAGUGGUUUAAAGAUGAAGUGGAGCUUGUGAACGGCCCUGGUAUCAGGAUUGAGAGUUCCUCAACUCAGAGCCGGCUAAUUCUUAAUAAAUGCCAGCGUAAAAACACUGGCGAAAUCAAAAUCAAACUUAAGAACGAAUUUGCCACUGCCGAGGCUACAUCCAAACUCGUUGUUCUUGGCAAACCAACUCCACCACAGGGUCCUAUAGAUGUAAUAGAAAGUUCAUUGUCUGCUAUUGAAUUUAAAUGGAGGCCUCCAAAAGAUGAUGGGGGAUGUCCUGUGACCAACUACAUCCUGGAGCGUCAGCAGGUGGGACGUAACAGCUGGAUUAAAAUUGGAGAGAUCCCUGGACAACCUGUCUACAGAGACACAAAUAUUGACCGUGGCAAGAAGUACUGCUACAGGAUAAGAGCCAAAAAUUCAGAAGGCAUUAGUGAUGUCAUAGAAACUGAUGAUAUUGCAGCUGGCACACUGGCAUUUCCUGGUCCGCCUGCUUCUCCAAAGGUAGUCAGUGCUUUCAAAGACUGCAUUAAUCUAACAUGGCUCCUGCCAACAAAUACUGGUGGAGGGAGUAUUAUAGGCUACAACCUGGAAAAACGCAAAAAAGGCAGUAACCUUUGGAGUCAAGUAAAUCCUCCAGAUGAGCCCAUUAAAGAGAAAAAGUAUGCAGUCAGAGAUGUGAUGGAAGGAGGCGAGUAUGAAUUCAGAGUGCUUGCGAUUAACACAUGUGGUCCUGGCAAACCAAGUGCCCCCUCUGACUGUGUAUUUGCAAGAGACCCCCAGAAGCGUCCUGGGAUGGUUAAAGAUCUUAAAGUAACUGAUUCUAGUUACAACACUUUAUGCCUAGCAUGGACUAAACCAAAUGUGGUCAAAGGAGUGGAAGAUGAUGUAAAAGGGUACUUUGUGGAAAUCAGACCUGCAGACCAACUCGAGUGGAGCCGCCGCAAUGCAAAUGCCAUUAUCCAGACUUCUUUUACUAUAACAGGUCUGAAACCUUUGGCCAUGUACUGGGUAAGAGUAAUUGCAACCAAUGAAGGGGGUGAAGGAGAUCCACAAGGGCUUGACAACUAUGUCAUUGCCAUGCCUCCACCUGUGAAACCAAAAUUCACUGACCGCAAGAUGAAACAUUUCGUGGUUGUCAAAGCUGGAAACACAGUCCGAGUCAGCAUAUGCUAUGAGGCCUCUCCUUUACCAGACAUCAUUUGGUUAAAGGAUAAUUUUCCUGUGGGAAAACAUGUGACAAUUACUAAUUCUGAGAAAGUUUCCCAGCUUCUAAUUCCGACAUCUGAUCGAUCGGACAGUGGCAUCUACACUAUCAUUGUCAAAAAUAUGGUUGGCCAGGAAACCUUCAGUGUAGAAGUUAGAGUCACUGAUGAGCCCAAGCCUCCAGGUGAAGUUCAGAUUGAGCAGAAUGUUGAGGGUACAAUAACUCUCAGCUGGAUUCCAUCUCCUGAUGAGAAACGAGACGACCGACUCCACUACAUGGUGAUGAAACGAGACUCUGUUAAACGGACCUGGUGGACAGUAGCAGAUCACCUCUUCAAUUACAAAUUUACCAACGUUAUUAUGCAAGGGAGAGAGUAUAAAUUCCGUGUAUAUGCUAAAAAUGAUAUAGGACUGUCUGAACCGUCUGAGUCUCCCACAUGGGGAGCUGUUAAAAAGAAAGAAAAACUGAUAAUAAACCAACGAGAACCAAAGAAAUUGAACUUUCAGUCAGCUCCCAAAUUCACAGUGCCUCUGAAACAGCAUGUAGCUCCAAAGGGCUAUGAGUGCUAUAUGAGCUGUGCUGUGAGUGGCAAUCCUACCCCUCAUGUUACCUGGUAUCACAACAACGUUAACAUCAACACAAAUACCAAUUAUUACAUCUCUAACACAUGUGGAGUCUGCUCCAUGCUCAUCCUGAUGGUGGGCCCCAAAGACACAGGGGAGUACAAAGUUGUGGCAGAGAGCCGUUUGGGUCAUGCUGAGAGUUCUACCAUGCUCACAGUCAGAGAAUGAAAAAAAACAAAUGUUGAAACAAGGACAACAAGCUGGAGUACAUGGAUCAUAGCAUGCUGUACUUAGUAUUAAUAGUGGCACAUUACCCUA
Silurus meridionalis is the source of this 4996-nucleotide messenger RNA. RefSeq names its product immunoglobulin-like and fibronectin type III domain-containing protein 1. Gene Ontology annotation, molecular function: protein binding. NCBI's taxonomy places the organism in Eukaryota, Metazoa, Chordata, Actinopteri, Siluriformes, Siluridae. Bases 110 to 4906 code for a protein of 1598 amino acids. The record is from RefSeq and is a predicted model, not a curated record. The transcript has 30 exons.